AUGGAGGACAAGAGGAAUUUGGUUCUAGAUUUGGUUUGUGAAAUUAAGGACAAGGCAAAACUUAUUUGUGAGCGGUUGAAGGUAGCUUCAGAUAAGAAAAAAUCUUAUGCUGACUUGAGGCGUCGAGAUAUCGAAUAUCAGGUUGGUGAUAUGUUGUUUUUGAAAGUCUCACCUUGGAAGAAGGUUUUGAGCUUCGGGCAGAAGGGUAAGCUUAGUCUGAGAUCAGAUCCUUCUCAUGUUGUUCCUGUUGAAGAGAUUGAAGUUCGAUCUGAUCUUUUGUAUGAGAAGGAACCGGUUGCGAUCUUUGACCGUAAGGUCAAGGUGCUACGCAACAAGACCCAUAAGACUAAGGAAGCCACUUGGGAGUCAGAAGAUAUCCUAAGGCCUCAGUAUAUGUAUUUGUUCGAUAUAGGUAAACUUUGA
Molecule: messenger RNA, 423 nt
Organism: Gossypium arboreum
Lineage: Eukaryota; Viridiplantae; Streptophyta; Magnoliopsida; Malvales; Malvaceae
Exons: 2
Coding region: 1-423 (140 amino acids)
Source: RefSeq, a predicted model, not a curated record